ACGCAACAAACACCACACGGAUGCGCGGCAGUCAAAAUGUUCGCUGCUGCGCGAAAAGUAGCUCAAAGUACUUCUACGAAUCUAUUGAAAGAGGAUAAGCUCUUCGCGCUGCCAAGAGAAUGUUUACCGGAGAAGUACUCAUUUUCUCAGAUCUUUGACGAGAUCAAUAUCAUUGAUGAUGCAUCGAGUAAAGAAGAUAUAUUCGAACAGGUUCUUGUUCUGCAUAGCUGCCUAAGCUUUGAAGAAAAGCUUCAAAGAAAGGAUGGCGACGAUAAAAUCAUUCUUGAGAUUUCGUCUUGGAUAGCCAAAUAUAUGCUACCAGACGGACGGGUUAUCCUCAACGAUGAGUCGCCAGAUGAUUCUUCCUCGGCCCAGCAACAAAGAGCUGUCUAUCUCGCCCGCUUCAAAGGUGCUAUCGGGCUCUCCUCACUGAAUACAUUGUUUGAGUUACGUUCUACAAAGGGUCCAAGGCAACCAGACUCGAAAAUCCUGCUUGCCAUACUCGCCUUCACCUCUUCACGUGAUUCUUGGACAUCACCCAUCGCCAAAACAUUAGCACAAGGCCUUCUAUCACCCUAUACACAACAAAUCCACUCCAAGGAAUUUAUCAUCGGCCAUGUCAUCCAAUUAUUCAUACGACCGCUCUUCUCAAAAUCAAAACCCGAAGCUAUCACUUCCACAGGCAGAAAAGCGAUGCCAACUUCUGCACCACCCAGAAGGCAUGAUGUUGCAGAACUUGAGCGUGCUUCUAAGCCUUGGAAAUAUGAAGCCCCGUACUCUGUCACUGUGUUUUCAUGGGCUGUUGAGAAUGCUUCUCAAGAAAUCAUAACAGCUCAUUGGAACAUGUUUAUGCCUCCUCUACUAACUCUUCUAGACACAUCUACAACGCCGAUCCUCGUCCGAGGCCUUGAAACUCUAUCUGCAUUCCUCACCAAAUUCUCUUCGAAGCUACUAAACCAAACAGGCUUAGGUGAAGUCUUUGAAGACGCAGUUAUGCCUACAUUACUUUACCUGCCUUCUAUUACGCCCAUAGAAGAGUCGGUACAGAUCCUGCCAACUGCUUUCGGAGCUCUUUUCACCUUGGUUGAUGUUCAAUGCCCAAUUCCAACACUCUCAAUCUCUCAAUCUACGGCCUUGAGCGUCACGACUUCUAACUCAAAAACUUCCUCGACGAAACCAAAGACCCCAGAUCAAAGACUCGCAUUCCUUGAUCGGUUGUUAAGGAAAGGGAUCUUGACGGCACAUCUUCACGCCUCUGAACAUCCGCAAAUAACGGCCAUUUUACUUUCCUCGCUGUCUACCCUCGUCUCCAAAAUGGGUAUCAGUUCUGUGAAACAUCUCAAGGACAUCUUGCAGAUUCUGACAGCGACCUUGACCGACCCAUUUGCUACUACGAGGCCAGAGGGGUUGAGAGAAGGGUUUAAAUGUUUAAAAAGCGUGAUCUUGAAUACUUGGCCUAGGAUGGGUCUCAAAGCUGGAGGGAACGGGAUGGAGGUUGUUAGGAUGCUUGUUGUUUGUUGGGGGAUCGUUAGGGAAGGAUCGGAGGAAGAUGGAAACGUUGAACGCAGAACCGUUGAGUUACGAGAAGUCGAGGGAGAUAUCAAAUCGACGGGGAGGGUGCUCGUGAAAGCAAUCGAGGCUGUGGAUACAGGAGUCAAUCUCACUGUGGAGUUGAAACCACUGUUAGUUGUUGACUCGACCCUGGCAGAUGUCUUUGGUAUAAAUCAAGGCGCAUAAUUUGGACGCUAGAGCAAAUUGCUCUUUAUGUUAAUCGAGCAGUCAAUUUCGCCCGAAGCUCAAACCACUUAUCCGGCAUUCGACCGUACCGGUAUUUUCGAGCAUGAAGAUCCUCACUCCUAUGAGCAGAGAAGUGAUG
This is a messenger RNA of Mollisia scopiformis, 1876 nucleotides long. RefSeq lists its product as uncharacterized. The coding region runs from base 37 to 1737 and encodes 566 amino acids. Gene Ontology annotation, cellular component: nucleoplasm; cytosol; centrosome. The transcript is spliced from 5 exons. The record is from RefSeq and is a predicted model, not a curated record. Lineage: Eukaryota; Fungi; Ascomycota; Leotiomycetes; Helotiales; Mollisiaceae.